CGUCUUGUGUGUGACCCGGAAGUAUAAAUCACAGACAGGAAAGGAUCAAUAUGGCAGAACACCGAACUGACCGUUUGGGUCACCACUUAGGAAUUCUACCUGCACCUCACACUUGGGAGAAAUAGCACUAGGAGGAAUACUACAGAAUCUUUUUGGGACAUACAAGGUGCAGAACCGUAUCAUGGCUUUGUGUGGUGCACAACUGGGACUUCUCUUCUCAGAUGCAUUGUGGACACUGAGUAUGCGAAAUUUCAGCCUCUCGGCAUCAUGUAGUGCCAUUCAGAAGAUGACCCGUGUUCGAGUAGUGGAUAACAGCUCGUUGGGUAACACGCCCUACCACCGGCCUCCUAAGUGCAUCCAUGUUUACACCAAGACUGGAGUUGGAAAGGUGGGAGACAAAAUCCUCUUGGCCAUUAAGGGCCAGAAGAAAAAGGCUGUCAUAGUGGGUCACAAGAUGCCCGCAGGCUCUAUGACACCUCGGUUUGACUCUAAUAAUGUAGUGCUUAUAGAGGACAACGGUACCCCUGUAGGCACAAGGAUAAAGACUCCGAUCCCCACUAGCCUGAGGAAACAAGAGGGCGAAUACUCCAAGUUGUUGGCCAUAGCACAGACAUUUGUGUGAUGCAGAUUAAAGGCACUUGUUGUACUUAUGGACUGAGCUGCGCCUGAGAUAGGCUAUUGUCUGUAUAAAGGUUGUCCAUGGUAGCCCAGAAUUAAUUCUGUGCCAAAACGACUGCACACACCAUGCUCAUAAUCACCAUGCUGUAUAGUGACUACUUUACUACUACUAUAGUGACUACUUUAACCAAACUAAAACUAAUUCAUCUUAAAUCUGUUUUUUUUAAUGUUUUUUUUUUUUUCCAUCUAGCAUGGUAAUUAACUGAUAAAUUAAUUUUGCCUGAUGUUAACUGCUUACGUUAACAUCAGCAAAAGUUGGGGCAGAAUCUGUGUUUGGACUUUUUGGGUGGUCUCUACACAUACUCACAUACUUAGCACUGCUGUAUUGUGGGCAUAAACUGUAUAUGCAGCAGGGUACAAAGAUAGCAAUAUUUCAGCCUCCAGUGUUAUCUAUUGAGAGCAACCUGUGAAUAUAUACCAGAACCAAACAGAAAGAGGGAUAUCUGCCAUUCAUGGCUUAGCAGAACAUUAUGUUCUUGGAGACUUAAAGGGACACCGAACCCAAAUUUUUCUUUCGUGAUUCAGAUAUAGAGUAUGAAAUUUUAAGCAACUUUCUAAUUUACUCCUAUUAUAAAAUUUUCUUUAUUCUCUUGGUAUCUUUAUUUGAAAUGCAAGAAAUCUAAGUUUAGAUGCCGGCCCAUUUUUGGUGAACCUGGGUUGUCCUUGCUCAUUGGUGGAAAAAAUUAAUCCACCAAUCAAAGUACUGUCCAGAGUUCUUAACCCAAAAAAGCUUAGAUGGCUUUUAUUUCAAAUAAAGAUAGCAAGAGAACGAACAAAAAUUGAUAAUAGGAGUAAAUUAUUUAGUUGCUUAAAAUUGCUGCUCUUUCUGAAUCACAAAAGAAAAUAAUUGGUUUCAGUGUCCUUCUUUUUAAGUUUUUUAUUUUUUUGUAUCUGUUAAAUAGUGGCACAAAUGUUAUGGAAUUGACAUUAAAACUGUGUUUAAUAUAGAAGGUAGUGCAAGAUGAGUCUAACAUCAGUAACUAGAUGUCUUUUAGAAUAUAAUCUUUAAGUAGAUUCAUUCAAGUAUUUUAGACCCCCCCCCAUCAAGGAUAUGUAUUCAACAAUAUACAGACUGAAUAUAAGCUACAGCUAUUAUGCAUAUAUCUGUGUUAAAAUAUUAAUUGCAACCCUCUUUCUUUAUAUAUAUAUAUAUAUAUAUAUAUAUAUAUAUAUAUAUAUAUAUAUAUAUAUAUAUAUAUAUAUGUUACCAAAAUAGAUAGUUACCAAAUAUUCCUUGUUUCAUCUCAGAAAAUAUAUAAGUAAAUUAUAAGUAAAUUUUUGCAAUCACUGAGAAAAAGGUAGAUCAGCUUGUUUAGAAUGAAUGUAUUUUGGACGCCCAGCAGUGUAUCAUUCAAGUCAGCAAAAUCUGUCCCAUUUCUUCUUCAUGCAUUCACUUAAAUAACUUUUUCAUUCAUUUAUGAAACCAUGGGAGUGGCCCUACGAGAUCUGACCAUCCCAUUGGUUAGGUGGGAUGUCUAUUUGGAUUGGCCCUUGGUCACCAUGGAAACGCAUCCUUUAAGCAGUUAAAUAUCAACUGCUAUACCGGUAUCGGCCCUUCGGUGGUAGCAGAUAGCAUAAAACAAAUUCAUCCUUAACAUUUCUAAAACAUUUUUAGACAGUGAAAUAUUUCUUUAAACUAUGUAAUAGCUGCCAUAAUUUCUUGUAUUAACCUUUCUCAGCAUCAAUCAUAGAUGGAGCAGCGUCAGAUUAAUUUCCUGAUCGUUUUGAUAUGAAACAUCAAAUACAUCUAGCAUUAUAUUAAAAUAAUUUAUAUUUCAUUUAGCCUAAAAGAAAAUUUAUAUCUCAUAGUCAUAUCACAUCAAAGUAACUUCCAUAUCUUCAGCUCACUAUAUUUUAAGAGAUGUAUUUAAAACUUUAUAAACAUUUGUUUCACAUUUAUAUGAUAUGACAUUUCACCUCACGCAGGCACUCCAUCUGAAAUAAAGUAAUAAGUGUCAUUAAUUAUUUCUUUCCAGGUCCACAAAUAUUUAUUUAUAUUCUUAAAAACACAGGUUAUUACACAUUUUUGACUGACUAAAACAGUUACCUCCCAAGCUUAGCAAAUACCCAUGUAAUAAUAAUAGAGAAUUAGACAAUUUCUCAAAUUUCUAUAUUUAAUACAUUCUGGGGCAUGCAUUCAAACAAAAAAAAACAAAAAAUAUUGAUGUUUAUUUGCUGCCUGCUUAUGUGAGCUUCCAGAGUCACGCCUCAGCAUCUGUCUUUUGUUUCCCAAGGCCUUUAUUAUCUUAAUCACCACAUGAACUGCUCAAAUAAAUCUGUGCUAAUUACCAGUU
Molecule: messenger RNA, 2972 nt
Organism: Bombina bombina (fire-bellied toad)
Lineage: Eukaryota; Metazoa; Chordata; Amphibia; Anura; Bombinatoridae
Gene: MRPL14
Product: mitochondrial ribosomal protein L14
Exons: 4
Coding region: 182-622 (146 amino acids)
Biological process (GO): translation
Cellular component (GO): ribosome; mitochondrion
Molecular function (GO): structural constituent of ribosome
Source: RefSeq, a predicted model, not a curated record